AUGACCAAGAUUGUUAUCUUUGUGGCUCUAAUAUGUGCGACGAUUUCUUCGCCACUGGCGCCUAAGUUCGAUCAAAGUCAAAGUUUUCAUAAUUUUUUCAAUAAACAAAUAUGGUCAUCAAAAUUAUGUCAAGAUAUAACUUUGGCUCAAACAUAUUUGACUAACAUCCAGCAAUUUAUAACUAGUCUUGAAGGAAAUGAUACCUAUGCUCAAGUUCUUGAAAAACGUGCUAAUGCAAUAGCUUAUUUCAAAAAUGCUGAUAAUGAAACUAUUUCAUCGAACUGCACUCAAUUUUUCAUUGGUCUCAAAAAUGCUCGAAAACUUGAUACACAAGUUUUAAUAAAACAACUAGAAUAUGAAGAAUAUAUCCGUGAUCGCUACAAACAAAUUAUUCAAUUACUUGUUGGUACUCAUAGUCGUAUUGAUGAUGAUUUCUAA
This is a messenger RNA of Rotaria sp. Silwood2, 438 nucleotides long. The record is from the annotation of a GenBank genome assembly. Lineage: Eukaryota; Metazoa; Rotifera; Eurotatoria; Philodinida; Philodinidae.